Messenger RNA from Phytophthora infestans T30-4, 463 nucleotides. RefSeq lists its product as uncharacterized. NCBI's taxonomy places the organism in Eukaryota, Oomycota, Peronosporomycetes, Peronosporales, Peronosporaceae. The record is from RefSeq and is a predicted model, not a curated record. The coding region runs from base 62 to 463 and encodes 133 amino acids. The transcript has 3 exons.
AUUAUCAAAGUGUCCAAGUAGACUCUUUUGUGCAUGUUUUAUUUUAAUAUUCAGUCUCGUGAUGGCCCCCGUUCGGGUAACUCCGACUCGUGGAGAUGGUACUCGCGCGCUGAUGGCUUUAUCCAAGUGGGCUUCACGUCAUGCAGAGAAGCACUCGUUGAGCUGGAAGAAGGUGAUCACUCCAGCUGCUCUGAUUGAGAAGACUCAUGCCCGACAACUCGCUGCGCGUGACAAAGUGUUCGAGCGCCAUCUCCCGUUCUCGUGGCUGCGGUUCUUCAUCGGAGCUGUGUCGCUAGCUCUCGUUUUCUCCGACGUCUUACGCUCCGGUGUGGGCGUGUCGAAUCUUCAAGAUGUGUACCCAUCACUGCAGCCAGACGAAGUGAAGAAGCCAGAAAAGGCAGCACAACAGCACGUGUAUGGAGCUACAAAGAUUUCGGACUCCAAUCCGGACCGGUGGGACUGA